AUGGGCGAAGUCCGAAGACAUUCUGAGUUCGUCGAGAACCCGGAAUGCGGCCGCCACCGGAAGCCGGAUCCGACCGACUUCAAGGCCGGCAUCCGAGCUGACUGCAGUUCCGACCCUCCAGCGGAGCGAGGUUGGCACGCCGAUCUCUGCUCGCCUUCGAGACGUCGCAUGCGAGAUAUCGAAACUCACGGGCGAAGAUGGCAGGAGAUGUCGCUGCUAGACAUCGAUUGGCGGUACAUCCUGAGGAUCUAUGACAUUCGGGGUUUCUGCUGCGGAAUCACGUCGAAACUUUUCCCGGAGCUCUGCUUCAUCCAAUCGUCCUAUCCAGCAGCUCUUUACCUUCCGGAUGAGACGUCACUGUUGUGUUGCCUGAAUUUCGGCCCCUCCAACACCCCUCCUCCGCAGCUCCGUACUGAGGGUGACUUCAACUUCGCUUUCGCAAUAGUGAAACUUGACGAUUUCCCUGGACCAGAUCCGGCCUCUUUGCUUCUCGCCGCCAGUCCAUUUCUUUUAUCAACCGAUCAAACCCGCGGCAAACAGUUCCUGCCUGUACGCCAGGAACAAAAGCCCGUCAUGCGCAUUACACUAAGCAUAACGAACCCCGAGGUCGAGGACCAGGAUCUCCUGACCCUCGAGAUCUUUCCCGAUAUGCCCAUGUCCACACUCCGCGAAGCCAUCCAAGCCGAGACCAACAUCGCACCCACCUCCCAACACCUCUACCACAACGGUCGCUUGAUCCAAGAUGACACUCAGACGAUGGAACAGUUGCAGAUUGCCGACGGCGAGAUGUUGGCGCUGCACGUGAGGGACAUGCAAGGAACCACUGGCUUGCCGGACCAGAGCAGAAGGGCACCGCAGCAGCGCCGGCGACCAGGAGGACAAGACCCAGAGCUCAUUCGCCUUCAGAUCCUGGGCGAUCCAAACUUACGUGCCGAAGCCACCCGCCAGCAGCCCCAGCUCGCCGCCGUUCUCGAUGAUCCCCAGAGAUUUGCCCAGCUUUUCAACCAGAGCUACGACCGUGAGCAGCGGGAACGCGAAGAGCGGCAGAGGCAGAUUGCCCGUCUGAACGAGGACCCCUUUGACAUCGAGGCUCAGCAGAAGAUUGAAGAGAUGAUUCGUCAAGAGAGAGUCAUGGAAAACCUCCAAAACGCCAUGGAGCACAACCCUGAAGUAUUCGGACGAGUGCACAUGCUGUAUGUCGAUGUCGAGGUGAACGGCCACAGAGUAAAGGCGUUGGUCGAUUCUGGAGCACAGGCAACCAUCAUGUCCCCUUCAUGUGCCGAAGCCUGCGGUAUCAUGAGACUCGUAGACAAGCGAUUUGCGGGUGUGGCUCGUGGUGUAGGCACAGCCAACAUCAUCGGACGCGUACACUCUGCCCAGAUCAAGGUCGGCACCAUGUUCCUGCCUUGCAGUUUCACAGUCAUGGAGGGCAAGCAGGUCGAGCUUCUCCUUGGCCUCGACAUGCUUAAGCGCUACCAAGCCAGCAUUGACUUGGCCAAAGACAAGCUGAUCAUUCAGGGCGAGGAGGUGUCGUUCUUGGGCGAAGCGGAGAUUCCCAAGGAGAGCGAGGAGGCUCUGGAGGAAGAACCCAGAUUGCCUGGCCCAGCUGGAACCACCAUUGGCCAGCGCUCCGGUGUUGUCAGUGGUCCUGAAGGCGCUGCUGCCGCCGCGCCGACGCAGCAAACCCUUCCACAAGGUCGGCCAGCACCUCAGCAGCAGCAGCAGCAGCAGCCAGCGGCGCCAACUUUCCCGGAAGAGCAUAUCAACCAGCUCAUGGCUCUGGGUUUCCCUCGUGAAGCCGCGAUCAACGCUUUGCAAGCUACAGGUGGCAAUGUCGAGUUCGCAGCCGGUCUCUUAUUCGGGGCAUAG
Colletotrichum tamarilloi is the source of this 1869-nucleotide messenger RNA. RefSeq names its product DNA damage-inducible protein 1. The coding region runs from base 1 to 1869 and encodes 622 amino acids. The record is from RefSeq and is a predicted model, not a curated record. Gene Ontology annotation, molecular function: protein binding; aspartic-type endopeptidase activity. The transcript has 7 exons. NCBI's taxonomy places the organism in Eukaryota, Fungi, Ascomycota, Sordariomycetes, Glomerellales, Glomerellaceae. Gene Ontology annotation, biological process: proteolysis.